Messenger RNA from Mandrillus leucophaeus (drill), 3543 nucleotides. It is a transcript of the gene FAM53B, whose product is annotated as family with sequence similarity 53, member B. Gene Ontology annotation, cellular component: nucleus. The transcript is spliced from 5 exons. Lineage: Eukaryota; Metazoa; Chordata; Mammalia; Primates; Cercopithecidae. The record is from RefSeq and is a predicted model, not a curated record. Gene Ontology annotation, biological process: positive regulation of canonical Wnt signaling pathway; protein import into nucleus. The coding region runs from base 706 to 1974 and encodes 422 amino acids.
GUACUGUACUUAGGACGAUGGUGAACAAAGAAAAGCUCUUUGCAGCGUUUGAUGAAUGGGAUUCUGCCUCCUAUAGGCCACACUCCGAGUCUUCCAUACGGUACAAUCUCUGGACUCGGUGGUGUUAGGAAAGUGGCCCCCGGAAUGGCUUGCAUUCCGGGUCUGGGAUCCUGGGGUGGGCAUUUGUGCCGCUGCGCUCGCCUUGCUGGAGCGGGUGCAGAUGGAGCCAGGCUGACGGUUGUUCAACAGGAACAAAUGUUUGUUGAAUUGUUGGAUGGUGGAGAAAAGAGACUGUUUCCUAUUGACUGCUGCAGGAGUUGGAAUGGCAUUGUUUAUUGGCCUGGGAAGCCAGGCAAGCGUCUUGUGCUGCUUACAACAUAUUAGCAGACUUCCAAAUGACAUGCUAGCAUAUGUGUUCCCAGCAGUCCCCACCGGCUGGCAGGGAGAUUCCUCCUUGCUCCAGAUCCUGGACUCGUUUAAAAGAUGCCACCUGGUUUGAGGAAUUGAGAAGGAAUGGAGUUAGCCGACCAGGGAGUUGACCACACUUGGCCAUUUCCCAGAACGGCCCCACCCCAAGGGUGAGCGGCCAAUGAGGAGCUGUUUCUGCUGACAUCAAUUCCCCAGGAGGUACCCAGCCCAAGUCUGCCCAAGUGAAGAUGGCUGAUACCCACCCUGGGAUGGAGCCCAGCGCCUGAGGCCCUUAUCAUGGUGAUGGUCCUAAGUGAAAGCCUCAGCACCCGGGGAGCUGACUCCAUCGCAUGCGGGACCUUCAGCCCUGAACUGCACACGCCAAAGAAGAUGAGUCAAGGACCUACACUUUUCUCUUGUGGAAUUAUGGAAAAUGACAGAUGGCGAGACCUGGACAGGAAAUGCCCUCUUCAGAUUGACCAACCGAGCACGAGCAUCUGGGAAUGCCUGCCUGAAAAGGACAACUCACUAUGGCACCGGGAGGCAGUGACCGCCUGUGCUGUGACCAGCCUAAUCAAAGACCUCAGCAUCAGCGACCACAACGGGAACCCCUCAGCACCCCCUAGCAAGCGUCAGUGCCGCUCACUGUCCUUCUCCGAUGAGAUGUCCAGCUGCCGGACAUCAUGGAGGCCCCUGGGCUCCAAAGUCUGGACUCCUGUGGAAAAGAGACGCUGCUACAGUGGGGGCAGCGUCCAGCGCUAUUCCAACGGCUUCAGCACCAUGCAGAGGAGCUCCAGCUUCAGCCUCCCUUCCCGGGCCAAUGUGCUGUCCUCACCCUGCGACCAGGCAGGACUCCACCAUCGAUUUGGAGGGCAGCCCUGCCAAGGGGUGCCAGGCUCAGCCCCGUGUGGACAGGCAGGUGACACCUGGAACCCUGACCCGCACCCCAUGGGAGGGGGCCGGCUGGACCUGCAACGGUCCCUCUCUUGCUCACAUGAGCAGUUUUCCUUUGUGGAAUACUGUCCUCCCUCAGCCAACAGCACACCUGCCUCCACGCCAGAGCUGGCAAGACGCUCCAGCGGCCUUUCCCGCAGCCGCUCCCAGCCGUGUGUCCUUAACGAUAAGAAGGUCGGUGUUAAAAGGCGGCGCCCUGAAGAAGUGCAAGAGCAGAGGCCUUCUCUAGACCUUGCCAAGAUGGCACAGAACUGUCAGACCUUCAGCAGCCUCAGCUGCCUGAGCGCAGGGACAGAGGACUGCGGUCCCCAGAGCCCCUUCGCCCGCCACAUCAGCAACACCAGGGCCUGGACCGCCCUGCUCUCAGCCUCCGGCCCAGGGGGCAGGACCCCCGCUGGGACCCCGGUCCCUGAACCUCUUCCCUCUUCCUUCGACGACCACCUCGCCUGCCAGGAGGACCUGUCCUGUGAGGAGUCAGACGGCUGUGCCCUGGAUGAGGAUUGCGGCAGGAGAGCAGAGCCAGCCGCAGCGUGGCGGGACCGCGGGGUCCCCGGGAACAGCCUCUGCUCCCUGGAUGGCGAGUUGGACAUCGAGCAGAUAGAGAAGAACUGAGGGGACGUGUGGGCCCAGGCAGGGCUGGGGUGUGCUGGCAUCGACAGCCCUCCCUUUGGGCACUAGGUGGGCCCUGGAAGGGGAGCCCAACUCGUGGGCCUGAUGAAAGUUUCCUGAGUGGGGUGUCGGGUCCCAGAGAGGGAGCCCACCCGCGGCCUUGGGGAGAGCCUGGCCUGGCCGCGUCACACAGUGGGUGUGUCAGCCUCUCACCGGCUCCCCGAGUGUGGCAGCCACCAGGUCCACAGAACUACUGCAGCCCAGAGGACAGCUUUGGAGUUUGCGUCUUUUCUGCCUCUUUCCCCCUGGGAUGUUGGGCAGUCUCUGUUGUCCCCGGCAGAGCUGGGCACCGCUCUGUAUCCCCCUGGUGGGGGCUGUCAGGGAGGGCCUGGGGUGGGGGCCAGGGGCCAUCUGCUGUGUCAGGGCCCUUCUUGGCCUCGCUCAGGUUCACUUUCGGAGAGCCGGUCCCGCAGCUUCUUUCACUCAGUUUUACUCCGUGCCUUCUCUCCCAGGUCUCCCUGCUUCAGGCUUGGGAAGGUUCGGGAGAUGCUUCCUUCUGUAACACCAGAACCAUUUGGCCUUAAUUCCAAUGUGAGAGACAGAAUCCCUGGGGUGCUGGACUGGCCCCCCAGAGGGUAAGCCCAUGUCCGGAGUCUCGGGCCCAAGGAACAGCUUGGAGGGGUGCAUGUUAGGGCCUUCCAUGUUGGGCAGAAAUUUGGUGGGUCUGUUUUCUGAACGGACUCUCUUGCCUCUCCUGCAGCAUGGAGAGCCUGACCCCAUCGCUCUGCCACCGCUGGGGCAGGGUUAGCAGAUGGCAGCCCUUCUCUGUGGUUGACUGGUCACUGAGUGAUAAGUGUGGUUGGUUCUGGUGAGUGUAGGGAUGGCAUGAUACCAGGGCAGCCUCUUGAAAAUGGCCUUGGGAGACAGGAGCUGGGGGCAGGUGGACAGCUGCAGGCCCUGUGCCCAUUCAGGGGUGAAGGGCGUCCGCUGACCAAUCUGCAGAGGCCCCUGCAGGAUUGCACGCACCUCCCAUUUGUCCUUGAGGACUGCUGGCUGUAACCAGGGCACACCACCCACCUCAAGACAGACCCCCGCCCUUGUCAGCUUAGGGGGAGCCCAGUCCUGAGGGCUGCAUCUCUGUCGUAGGCCCAGCCAUGGGCAGAAAGCUGGACUGAUACUCCCCGCCCCUACCCCGCCCUGGCUUCUCACCCUGGGGCAUCCAGGGAGCCUAGCCCCCUGAGGGUUUGCUGUCCUCUCCGGGUUUGUAGCUGCUCUCCCGCCACCUUGCAGAUACCACCACAUGGGCUCUGCUCUAUGGGAAUCUGGCUUUUAGUGAAUUUGGCGUCUUCUGCAGACAAUAGCAAUUGGGCUGGCUUAGGAGUAAGUGGCUCAUUUUCCCAUAAGGCUAAAAAUAACUGGUGUGCUCCCUCGCGUUAGCUGACAUGCGUUAAAAGCACUUUUGUAGUCAUUUUGCUUUUACUCGUCUUCCAUGGACGAGUGAACGCCUUGCUUCUGCAGGUCGAGUCCAGAUGCUUCUCGCCUUUCUCCUCAAGAAAGCUGCUUUUUGGGAAA